AUGCUCUCCUGGAGUGCCUUGGCGGCCUUCAUGGUGUUGCAGCUUCUGGGUCUGCCUAGGAGUUUGGAGGCCGCUGCCACGCCUCUGGUUGUUCCUCCAAGCCAGUCUUGGGAUGGAAAUGAUGGGCCAUGGUCAAGUUUUUUUCUUCGGGUUGGGACACCGCCUCAAAGCGUUCGGGUCAUGGUUUCAACUGCGAGCAAUCAGCCUCGUGGAGCACUCUUCCAAAUCAAUGGAUCGUCGUCCUAUUAUGUCCCAUCGUGGAUUCACAACAACUCGCCUGAGGGUAUAUUUUCCCUGGGCAUUGACACCAAUCUUGGGUAUUCAGGCAAUGGAGUAUAUGGCUAUGACAAUGUCUCCCUCGGCGACUCUUUACCGGCCUUGGGUGAUCAAGUUGUUGGAGGAAUCACAACGAAGGACUUUUUUCUGGGACUGCUUGGUGUGAACCCUGCUGCCACCAACUUUCCCUACAUGACUAGCCCAGUUCCAAGCUAUCUGUCGACCCUAAAAGAACAGAACUUCAUCCCCUCUCUGUCGUACGCCUACACCGCGGGAAAUCAAUACCGAUUUAACAAGGUCUUGGGGAGCCUCACUCUUGGUGGAUACGAUGCCUCACUAUUUGAACCCAAUGAGCUCACCAUGGCUUUUGGUUCUACUUCUGACCUGACGAUCAAUGUCAACAAGAUCACAAUGUCCUCUAAAAAUGGGAACAAGACACUUGGUUCAACAUCGUUUUCAGCAUCCAUUGACUCUACUAUGCCCUAUCUCUAUCUCCCCGAGGAAGUUUGCCAGCAGUUUGAGGAUGCUUUCGGUAUUGUUUAUGACACUCCUAGCGGACUCUACCUUGUCAACGACACAUUGCAUACACAAUUACUGUCAGAAGCGGCAAAUAUUACUUUCACUUUGACCGACGAGAAGUCAAAGGUGCUGGUGGAUAUUGUACUUCCUUAUCAAGCUUUCGACUUGGUUGCGCAGUGGCCUUUGGUUCAGAACGACACGAGAUAUUUUCCUCUCAAGAGAGCUGCAGACAACAAUCAAACUACGCUGGGACGAGCAUUUCUCCAAGAAGCGUACCUCAUCGCAGACUACGAGCGCUCAAACUUCUCUGUAUCUCAACGAAAAUGGGAUGCGAAUGCGAAAUCGAGUAUUCAGGCUAUUUCACUGUCUUCAGAUACCUCGACUACGCACAAGAAAACCAGUGUUGGACUUUACGCCGGUAUUGCAAUUGGCAUCGCUGUCUUGCUCACUGUGCUCGUUGCUGGAUUUAUCAUUUUGCGCAAGAAAUACAGAAACACAAGAGACAUACGUACAGAAUUACGAUCAAUGCCAGCCCAUUCGCCAAAGCCUUCUCAACCAGGAUCUUCCCUAGCGCGGUCUUCACUGCCAUCGUUUUCCCUUAGUUCGAACUCUGAGCCGCUAAAGCGGGAUGAUUAUCAGUACCAACCAGUCAUGGUAUCGCCGUCAUUGACCUACUUCAGUGGGAGCGAGUUGGAUGCAGUAAGCACCGAGCUCCAGAGUCCGGAAAUUGAAGGGAAGAAGGAUUACUUUCAAUCGUAUCCGGGAAGAUCGAUAUCUGCAAGAUCGGCGGAUACACUGAGUGUUAUCCACGAACUUCCUGCGAGGGAGUUAGUUCAUUUUGAUAACAUGUCGGGUCAAGGGAGGAGCGGGAAAUGGAACGUCACAGCCAAGAGCGCUGUGGUAGCGCAGGUGCAAGACGACGUUUCGGUACAGGUGGGACUUUUAAACUACCCUCCAAUGGCCAUCCUGUGGUCCAUGGUUGAAUUCGACUUCUCAGGAUUUCUCAACCAGGAGGUGAGAGGCGAUAGUCCAGGGCGAUUCUUCGGCGAGAGCAAGACUGUAUCCAAACCGAACCCUUAUCUGAAGACUCACGAACCAGGGGCCGCAAAGGCGAAGGGCAGUCCCGACUAUCAAGCCUCAGGAAGGCUUUUAAAGACACUUUUAUCUUGCCAGCCACUUCAGUCUGAAGCCCCACACCAACAAACUCCUUUUGGAGCACACAUAUCUGAUAUUUAUUUCAUCCCAAAAAGCCCACGUUUCAAAACUAUAUAUAUUUACUCAAGUACAACCAACCGUACUCGCACGGGCACUGGUCAAUCCAUCUAG
This is a messenger RNA of Lachnellula hyalina, 2121 nucleotides long. RefSeq lists its product as uncharacterized. The record is from RefSeq and is a predicted model, not a curated record. Gene Ontology annotation, biological process: proteolysis. The transcript has 6 exons. Gene Ontology annotation, cellular component: fungal-type vacuole. Bases 1 to 2121 code for a protein of 706 amino acids. Gene Ontology annotation, molecular function: aspartic-type endopeptidase activity. NCBI's taxonomy places the organism in Eukaryota, Fungi, Ascomycota, Leotiomycetes, Helotiales, Lachnaceae.